AUGGGUGAUGUUGAAAAAGGCAAGAUCUUUAUUCAGAAAUGUUCUCAGUGCCACACAGUUGAAAAAGAUGGAAAGCACAAGACAGGACCAAAUCUUUGGGGUUUAUUUGGCCUCAGAUCAGGACAAGCUGCAGGAUUUUCUUACUCAGAUGCAAACAAGAACAAAAGAGUUGACUGGAGAGAGAAUACACUGAUGGAGUAUUUGGGGAACCCUAAGAAAUAAAUUCCUGGUACAAAAGUGAUUUUUGCUGGAAUUAAAAAGCAGAAUGAAAGGGCUGAUCUUAUUGCAUACUUCAAAAAAGCAACUUCAUGA
Messenger RNA from Haliaeetus leucocephalus (bald eagle), 312 nucleotides. Its product is annotated as cytochrome c, somatic-like. Gene Ontology annotation, molecular function: heme binding; electron transfer activity. Gene Ontology annotation, biological process: mitochondrial electron transport, ubiquinol to cytochrome c; mitochondrial electron transport, cytochrome c to oxygen. Gene Ontology annotation, cellular component: mitochondrial intermembrane space. The record is from RefSeq and is a predicted model, not a curated record. The transcript is spliced from 2 exons. NCBI's taxonomy places the organism in Eukaryota, Metazoa, Chordata, Aves, Accipitriformes, Accipitridae.